AUUAUCAAUUUGAUAAUACAAACCAAAUUUAAUAAAUAAUUUACGAUUUAUAAAAUAGGAUAGAGGUCGCUAGAAAAAGACUCAAGCGGAAAUUGCGUCCGCCAUUUUCUUCCUCUUUAAAACGUGUUCUGUAAGGCAGGUCUGAAAAAUGACGAACUCGAAAGGUUAUCGUAGGGGAACCCGGGACCUGUUCUCUCGGAAGUUCCGCAAGCAUGGGGUUAUCCCCCUGUCGACGUACAUGAAAGUGUACAAAGUCGGCGAUAUCGUGGAUAUUAAGGGCAAUGGAGCCGUUCAGAAGGGCAUGCCCUACAAGGUGUACCAUGGGAAAACUGGCCGUGUGUUCAAUGUGACGGCUCACGCUUUGGGUGUGAUUGUUAACAAGCGUGUUGGGGGCCGUAUUAUCCCCAAACGUAUCAAUAUCCGUAUUGAGCACGUGAAUCACUCCAAGUGCAGGCAAGACUUCUUGACCAGAGUGAAACAAAACGAAAAAUUGCGAAAAGAAGCUAAGGAGAAGAACAUUCGAGUGAAUUUGAAGAGACAGCCAGCACAGCCAAGGCCUGCACACAUCGUCAGUGGGAAAGUACCAGCCGUUCAAUUGGCUCCUAUCCCAUAUGAAUUUAUUGCUUAAUUUGUACGCCUUUUGUGUAAUAAAGACAUAAAACAAA
This is a messenger RNA of Tribolium castaneum (red flour beetle), 665 nucleotides long. It is a transcript of the gene RpL21, whose product is annotated as Ribosomal protein L21. Gene Ontology annotation, cellular component: ribosome; cytosolic large ribosomal subunit. The record is from RefSeq and is a predicted model, not a curated record. The coding region runs from base 149 to 628 and encodes 159 amino acids. Gene Ontology annotation, molecular function: structural constituent of ribosome. The transcript has 2 exons. Gene Ontology annotation, biological process: translation. Lineage: Eukaryota; Metazoa; Arthropoda; Insecta; Coleoptera; Tenebrionidae.